Molecule: messenger RNA, 5477 nt
Organism: Chelmon rostratus (copperband butterflyfish)
Lineage: Eukaryota; Metazoa; Chordata; Actinopteri; Chaetodontiformes; Chaetodontidae
Gene: dnajc5ga
Product: DnaJ (Hsp40) homolog, subfamily C, member 5 gamma a
Exons: 7
Coding region: 149-814 (221 amino acids)
Source: RefSeq, a predicted model, not a curated record
CACAGCAGGCGGGCUGGUUUUUAGUUCUCUGCUACCGGACUAAUAUGAGCCCGUAAGUUGAGAGUUAAGACAUUAAACCGGAUGCCUCUAUGAUCCACCAAACCUUACAGCGAGAUAUACAGUGUUCAGUUUGCACAAGAGGUGAGCCAUGGCUGAACCGAACCCCUCCCGUCCCCAAAGGAAGAUGUCCACCGCUGGGGAGAGUGUGUACAAGGUGCUAGGCCUGGAGAAAGGAGCAUCACCUGAGGACAUCAAGAAAGCGUACAGGAAGCUAGCAUUGAAGUACCACCCAGAUAAGAACCCAGACAACCCGGAGGCAGCGGAGAAGUUUAAGGAGAUCAACAACGCCAACUCCAUUUUAAAUGAUGAGACCAAGAGGAAGAUCUAUGACGAGUAUGGCUCCAUGGGCCUUUACGUGUCCGAACAGUUCGGAGAAGAGAGCGUCAAAUAUUACUUCCUCAUGUCCAAAUGGUGGUUUAAGGGUCUGGUCCUGUGCUGUACGUUGUUCACCUGCUGCUGCUGUUGCUGCUGCUGCUGUUUCUGCUGCGGGAAAUGUAAACCACCAGACGAUGAUGAAAACUACCAGUACGUCAACCCUGAAGACCUGGAGGCCCAAAUCAAAGCAGAGCAGGACGGAGGUUACACAGUUAUCAUAGGCCAGCCCACAUCUAAUGUGGGUCCAGAAAGCCCAGAAGGCCAGAGUCAGCCCAUCCCCCUGCCGAUGCCGAUGCCGAUGCCUCCAGCUGAGCCCCAGUCGCCGAGCAGUCCAGCAGGGGAAGAAAACCCCGGAGAGACCUUACCAGAGUCGAAAUGACUCGAAAGUGACAGCAUGGAUGAGCCUCGACUAGCAGAAGCAGCCUUUCCAGCCCCUGUUACGAUCCAGCCACAUUCGACUGCUACCUGCGGCGCAGAGAUCAACCAGCCCAAAGCCACCAGCCAGCCCGGGCCCACACCUCAAUCCUGACCCCUCGACCUACCCGAUCCGCCCACUGGACGACACCUGCAAGGUGGGCACAUAAAGGCUCUCGGCCCCCUCCAUGGAACUCAACUUAAGCUCUGAAAACACUAAGACACCUCACUGAAAAUAAAGGUCCCCCCUCUCCUUCCAGCUUGCCACACACUUUAGCCUAGCCUGGGCUAGAUGUGAUCUUGUUAGCAGUUCAGUCAUCAAUGGCUCCAACAUGCUGGGACUUCUUACUAAUCUGUUCUCAUCAUACCAUCACAACCAGUAAGACUGUGACACUGGGCAGGAGGAUGGCAAAAACUGAGUGAUAUGAGGGCAAAAACGACCUGGGAAGGUGAUCGUCAUCAUUAAUCUGCUUUCCAGAGCAGGACUGGAAUGAUCUUUUCUAUUCUCUCUCUGUCCCAACCCCCCCGUCUCCCUCCAUUUUGGACUCCGCUGGUCACCAACGGAAGCACUGUUUUUGUUACGUUUCUUCCACGUUAACUUGUUCUGGAGAGAAACCCAACGAGGGUUUCUGGUAAAAUAACUUGGAUGCCAGCAGCACGAGGAUGUGGGUGUGGAGGACCUUCUUCCUCCCUCCUCAUCCUCCUUCGGUCUUGAGGACUAAGAGUCACUUCACAGAGCAAAGCUUUCGAUCCGGACAUUCCUGCUCUUCACAUGAAGACAUAAAUGUGAAGGCGGGAGCGCGAACAGAAGAGAUGUGACUCAGCAGAGGUGGCGUCUGAGCCAAAACCUGGAGCUGAAGAUUUGGAGCAUGGAUCCGGAGUAGAGUCGAGGCUUCCCGCCCCAACGUGCAUGCAUUGUUUGUUUGUUUUUUUUCAGAUGCAUGCCCCCACCCCCCCACUGUACAGCACUGGAAUACAGUAAACACCCCAAACCACAAAACAUGACAGACCUGCCUGUACAGACUCUGGUUCCACAGACACACAAGCUGCCGUAUAUACGAACACACACUCGCACCAGCCCGUAUGUCAUCGCGCGCCACCCUCUGCUAGAAAAUACAACCCGCAGCAUAACCUCCUGACUAAAAUGGACAAUGAUGGAUGCCAUACUAGGAAAAGAAACACAACGCUUAAGUGUAAACCAGAAAAUAAUUGUUUAGUUGUGUUUUAUGGGAUCUGCAUCAUUGGGAUCCCUCUUGUGUUGCAGUCAGACUGUUUGGUAGACCAAAGGCGACAGCUCCAUGUAGCCUGACCCACGAUGACUCCGGUCGAGGCCGUUUGCUCUGGAGGCCACAGUUCAGCUCGUCAAAGUCGUUCGUAUAAUAUGCAUUUGGGUCUAUGCACCUUGUGAAGCGGGUCUGUUACCAUUUCAUAUGGUUCUUCGUUUGUUUCCUUAAGCCUCUGUUCAGGUUGUAAAACUUUAAUCGUACCUCUUACUUCCAGAACUACAGAAACCACCAACGUUAAAGUUACUUGAUGAGCUCAGGUCCAGAUUCACUAAGACUGCACCGCGUGGGCAAUCUGCUGACUUUGUUGCACCUCAGUUACGUUUUCAGUUUGCACCGAAGCCACGUAAUGUUAUGUUGAUUAAUUUGUGUCUCUUUAAAGGAGCACUGAGCAGGCAGUCCACCCUCUUUACUGCACAUUUCUUGCACUCUUAUUUCAGUUGGAGGACUAAUCUGCUAAGUCCUGCAUCUUUUCAGUGCUCCCUGACCUGAUGGUGACAGUGAUGUGCCUUGACCAACGAUUGCAGCAGCGACUGAGCAAACCACUCUCGACGCAGCGUUUCGAUGCCACAUGUACGUGUGCAUGUGUAUUUUGUAGCUGUUGGUGUCUUGUUUAGCAUGGUCUCACCUAUAAAUAGAAACCAAGAACCAGAUAUACGUACAAGUUCAUGACCAUUGCUGGUGAAAAGAGGCUUCAUUCAUCAGUUCUGCUCUCUCAUUCGCUGGUUGGGUCGUUCAUUGUUGCUUUUCCUGUGCAAACCUUUAGUGAAUCUGGAUCAGCAGUGUUGUGCAUGCUGACCACGGCCGCCAGAGAUCUGUUGAGAUGAUCCCAACUUUAGCAGAAAGUUUUGGACACUUGGUCUAAAACACUCUAAUUUUCCAUGCAUGUACUCAAGGCCACUCUUAUUUGACAUUUCCCAUUUGGAUCUUGGUGUUGUUACAAAGGAGCAGUCGCCCAUCAAAGCAGUGUUGUCUGCACGGUCGACGUCAGGGCUGCAGCUAACGGUUAUUUUCUUGAUUCAUCGCUUCGUCUUCAUGCCAGAAAACAAUGAAAAAUGGCCACCAGGGUUUCCCAGAGUCCAAGGCGAUGUCCUCAAAUGCAAAGUGGAGAAACAGGAACUGGAGAAUGUUUGGCAUUUUUGCUAAAUUAAUUGACUCAUUUGAUUGAUCGAUUAAGUUUCUGUUAAUCCAUUAACUGAUGACUUGUUGUUGACUGUUACGCUGGGACACCAGGCGUCUCUUGCUGAGUUGCUGCCUCAGAUUGUGACAGCUGCAAACGAGGCAGCGAGAUGUGUUUUCUCCUCAGUUUGAAUUAAAUCUAAUGAGUUUGCUGCUGUAGUUCGAGUCAGAAGUCGACCUUGUGUGGUCCAGCUCAAAGGAAUAAACUGUUCACCAGCAGUCAGUAUCUAUGAACAGUGUUACGUAAUGUUUACUCUAGUGGGUACAUGCUGUAAUAGCAAAGCUAACUUUCCUCUCACAUUUUCAUGUUUCAUGACUUACUACACAGGUGCUUUGAUAGGUUUAACGCACUUUACUUCUUUAACAUGACGAUUAUUAAUUUUGUGACAUAAUUUUGGCGAGCAUUUGUGCCACUUUAACAUCAGCUCACCUUCGUUAUUAAUUCCUGAUUAAUGUCUUCAUCAGCAUUUCUAAUUUGUUGUCUUGCCUGAAACGCACCAUAAAUCCGCAACCUGCGAGUCCUCAGACAUGAUGGGAUGGACCCUGAAACAUGCUCAUGUCUAGUUAACUACAGUUUGAUAUGAUGAAGCCAAAUCUGUGCAUCCCAGGGUUAUUAAACACUACUAAAGGAACAGUUUGACAUUGUGGGAAAUAUAAGAGAGUUACCGCGACACAGUUCCUGGCUAAGAAAUAUUCCAGCAGAUAAUCAAUAACAACAGCUCACAGCUUUGUUUUGUUUUUUUAUUUAAACGAGACGUCAGAAAGUCAGCUUUAGAGGUUUCGGUAGGUGGAUUUUGUUACCUUCAUGCAGAGCCAGGCUAGCUGUUUCCCCCUGUUUCCAGUCUUUGUGCUAAGCUAAGCGUCUGCUGGCUCUAGCUUCAUAAUUUACAUCUUCUCAUAUAAGUCUCAGCAAGAGAUCAGAGAAGUAUUUCCCACAAUGAUGACCUGUUCCUUAAAAACAGACUUAUUUGGACAGAACAGAGCUUAAAUGCUCUGUAAAACAAACCUUUUUGAUUGUUUACUUCAGUCAUGUCGAUGUGCUGUGGAGAAUUAUCGUCCAGUGUGGAGUACUUGUUGGUAAAUUGUUAAAAUUUAAAUGAAAUGUUCUCCCUUUCUGGUGGCAGCCUGAAAUUUGUUCUUCCUCUCACUAUAAAUAAAGGCCAUAGUGUCUGUGUGUGGAGCUGAGGCUUAAAAUACGCUGUCGAGAAGCAACACACACACAGUUAAACUCACCUCUCAGCUGCUAAAAGUCCUCGAUAUUACCCCGUGAACUGCAAUACACUAAUGUCGACCUCCAUGUCGGACCAGCAAGCCAGCUCUUUGUGUCGUUUCGUGAUUUACAAACCAGCUCAGACAAACAUCUCCAUCGCUUCACUUUGGCUCUGGCUUUGAUGGAUUUCAUGCUUUCAGCUUGUAUUCCUGCAAGCUUCAAGGUCGUCGCAUCAUCUCGAGUUUUUAAACCGUCAGCAGCCAAAACCUGCAGUCUCAAAAGCGUCCCAUAACGUUUCAGGAAUAAUUCUUUUCGUCUUUCUUCAGAUCUUCUCAAAUCAAAUCAGCGUAAACGCAGUGAGGCCAUGGAGCACAGAAAGAAGACGUUAUUUAUUAUUUUUGUAAUUGUUGUAAAUAACUCAUAAAACAGAAAAACAACUGACAAAAUUCCUUAUUGUUAAUGGACAUGUUUUAUGAAUUAAUGUCUCUUUUAACAGUGUACAUACAUUUUUGUUAUUUUUUUUAUUUGUCCACAUAGAAAUACCAUAAUUUGAAUUUGAAGACUAGAACAGCUGGUGGUCAGUUUGGGUUUAAACGAUGAAUGCAGACACUAAAAUCAUUUGUGUGUCUACUUUAAAAUACUGGCUUGAAUGCUCUCUGCUAUCCUGUUAGCCUAAUGCUAAUGUAUGCUAAAACAGUUAGCAUGCAGCUAACAUUCUUCGAAGGACAGGUGGAUGACUUUGUCUGUGUUCCCGUUACGCUCAGUUGACCGGUGGGACAAUCUACCAAAACUGCUGUAUUUCUCUUGAGAGUGACGCGAAAUGUUAAGGUGACGAGAAGAAUAGAGGAACGUGACGAAGACAUUUUAUUAAUGUAGAUGAAGGUUUUUUUUCUCACUGUUGUGGUUCCCUGUGGACGAUCUGUAAAUGAGUUAUUAUGAAAUUAAAACAAAUAAAA